UAAUAUACAAUCACUCAAUUACUUCUAUCUUUGCACUAGAAGAAGUUAUAUUUCAAUUAUGGCAUCUCUAAUUAGGAACAUUGUUAUGACAUUUUUGUGUGUUUUAUUUGGCUUUGUUUGCUUUAGCAAUGCCCAAUUGUCGGCCAAUUUUUAUGGGACGUCGUGCUCAAAUCUUCAGACAAUUGUUAGCAAUGGAAUGAGACAAGCUGUGAAUAGAGAGGCAAGACUUGGUGCCUCUAUUCUUCGCUUGUUCUUCCAUGAUUGCUUUGUUAAUGGGUGCGAUGCAUCAAUACUACUGGAUGACACAGCAACAUUCACAGGAGAAAAGAAUGCAAAUCCAAACAGAAAUUCAGCAAGAGGAUUUGAAGUUAUAGAUACCAUUAAAACUCAAGUUGAAGCUGCUUGUCCUAAUGUUGUCUCUUGUGCCGACAUCCUCGCUCUUGCUGCUAGAGAAGGCGCUGUUCUGCUAGGAGGGCCAACAUGGGCAGUGCCAUUGGGCAGAAGAGACGCAAGGACCGCAAGCCAAAGCGCCGCAAACACCCAAAUCCCCGCACCAACUUCCAGCCUAUCAACUUUGAUCUCCAUGUUCUCCGCAAAAGGCCUAAGCGCAGCCGACAUGACGGCUCUCUCCGGGUCCCACACUAUCGGUCAAGCCCGUUGCACCACUUUCCGAACCCGCAUCUACAAUGAGACCAACAUUGACGCGCAGUUCGCCGCCACGCGCAGGACCACGUGCCCUGCAUCAGGCGGCGACGCAAAUUUAGCCCCGUUGGAUAUACAGACGCCGAGCCGGUUCGAUAAUGGUUAUUAUCAGAACUUAGUGGCUCGGCGCGGGUUGCUUCAUUCGGAUCAGGAAUUGUUUAAUGGUGGGUCCCAAGAUGCGUUAGUGGGGAGUUAUAGUACUAAUGCUGGGACUUUUAGAAGUGAUUUUGCUGCAGCUAUGGUGAAGAUGGGGAAUAUUAGUCCACUUACUGGAACUAAUGGAGAGAUUAGAAGGAACUGCAGGGCUAUUAAUUAAUUAAAAUGUCAUAAAUAGACUUUGAUUAAUAGCAAGUUGUAGUAGUUAUGUUAUGAGACUUAAGAUAAAGUUUGCAUGAA
Lycium ferocissimum is the source of this 1098-nucleotide messenger RNA. Its product is annotated as peroxidase P7-like. NCBI's taxonomy places the organism in Eukaryota, Viridiplantae, Streptophyta, Magnoliopsida, Solanales, Solanaceae. Gene Ontology annotation, molecular function: heme binding; peroxidase activity. The record is from RefSeq and is a predicted model, not a curated record. Gene Ontology annotation, biological process: hydrogen peroxide catabolic process; response to oxidative stress. The coding region runs from base 59 to 1018 and encodes 319 amino acids. The transcript is spliced from 3 exons.